Vicugna pacos (alpaca) is the source of this 3063-nucleotide messenger RNA. The record is from RefSeq and is a predicted model, not a curated record. Lineage: Eukaryota; Metazoa; Chordata; Mammalia; Artiodactyla; Camelidae.
UGCUCCCUGCCCUCCUGGCCAGCCAGGGCAGCAAGGACGGCACCAAGGGAGUUGCCCCAUGGACAGAGCCCCACAGAGACACCACCGAGCCUCGCAGGAGCUGCUGGCUGCAAAGAAGACCCACACCUCUGCCAGCUGCGCCCCAUCCCUGGACCACCCCUGCUGAGAAGGACAGAGCGCCCAGGCAGCAAAGCCCACGACUCAGUCAUGAGAACACAAAUCGAAGUGAUCCCUUGCAAAAUCUGUGGGGACAAGUCAUCUGGGAUCCAUUACGGGGUAAUCACCUGUGAGGGGUGCAAGGGUUUCUUCCGCCGGAGCCAGCAAUGUAACGUGGCCUACUCCUGCACCCGUCAGCAGAACUGCCCCAUCGACCGCACCAGCCGAAACCGGUGCCAGCACUGCCGCCUGCAGAAAUGCUUGGCGCUGGGCAUGUCCCGAGAUGCUGUCAAGUUCGGCCGCAUGUCCAAGAAGCAGAGGGACAGCCUGCAUGCUGAGGUGCAGAAACAGCUGCAGCGGCGGCAGCAGGAGCAACGGGAACAAGCCGUCAGGACCCCUCCUGCGGGGGCCCAGGGAGCAGACCCCCUUGCCUGCACCUUGGGGCUCCCGGAUGGGCAGCUGCCCCUGGGCUCCUCACCUGACCUGCCCGAGGCCUCGGCCUGUCCCCCUGGCCUCCUGAGAGCUCCAGCCUGUGGGCCCUCCUACUCCAACAGCUUGGCCAAGGCCGGGCUCAACGGGGCCUCGUACCACCUACAAUACAGCCCUGAGCGGGUCAAGGCUGAGGGCGGAGAGGACUUCCUUGGCACCAGCAGCCAGCGGGCCCCUGACAGGUGUGGACUCCAUUUUGCGGACCCCAGGCAUCCUGGGCUUGGGGAACCAGGACGGGGUCCGGACAGCUACUGCAGCCCCAGUUUCUGCAGCACCCCAGAGGCACCCUAUGCCUCCCUGACAGAGAUGGAGCACCUGGUGCAGAACGUUUGUAAGUCCUACCGAGAGACGUGUCAACUGCGGCUGGAGGACCUGCUACGGCAGCGCUCCAACAUCUUCUCGCGAGAGGAGGUGGCCGGCUACCAGAGGAAGUCAAUGUGGGAGAUGUGGGAACGCUGUGCCCACCGCCUCACCGAGGCCAUUCAGUACGUGGUGGAGUUCGCUAAGAGGCUCUCAGGUUUUAUGGAGCUCUGCCAGAACGACCAGAUCGUGCUACUCAAAGCAGGAGCAAUGGAAGUGGUGCUGGUCAGGAUGUGCCGGGCCUACAACGCUGACAACCACACAGUCUUUUUUGAAGGCAAAUACGGUGGCGUGGAGCUGUUCCGAGCCUUGGGCUGCAGCGAGCUUGUCAGCUCCAUCUUUGACUUCUCCCACUCCCUGAGCGCCCUGCGCUUUUCCGAGGACGAGAUUGCCCUCUACACAGCCCUCAUCCUCGUCAGUGCCAACCGGCCAGGGCUCCAAGAGAAAAGGAAAGUAGAGCAGCUGCAGUACAAUCUGGAGCUGGCCUUUCAUCACCAUCUCUGCAAGACUCAUCGCCAAGCCAUCCUGGCAAAGCUGCCACCCAAGGGGAAGCUUCGGAGCCUGUGUAGCCAGCACAUGGAAAAGCUGCAAACCUUCCAGCAUCUCCACCCCAUCGUGGUCCAAGCUGCUUUCCCUCCACUCUACAAAGAACUCUUCAGCACUGAAGUCGAGUCACCUGAGGGGCUGUCCAAGUGACCUGGAGGAGAAACUCCCUUCCCUUCCCUGGAACCUGCUGGCUCACCUCCCUGGACCCCCUCCCACUCUCAGCCUUUUCCUUUCCUUGCCCCCUGGAGGGUGGUCCCUGCCUGUUGUGGGAGGAGGGGCAGGGGCAGGGUGAGCAAAUGCUGAGACUGAUUUUCUGCCUGCAGGCCUGCCUGGCAGCAGGCCAAGGGCCAGAGGGUGGGGAUGGAGGAACAUAGUCUCCAGCCGCAGCUCUGUCCUGGCCCCUUUCUCAGCCCCAUCACCCGCAACUUCUGGGAGGCCUGGGGUGGGAUACAAGGACUUCCAGAAGGACGUAGGUGUCCUCAGGACAGCAGGGGUAUCCAGGGCAUCCUGGACAAAUGGAAGUCAACUGUGGGCUCAGAAGCUACAAAUAGGCCUUUGAAGUACCUCAUUGCAUUUCCCGGGGGCUUUGGCUGGGGCAAUGCAUGAAGCUCAGAGACUGGCGCCAGAGCCCAGAAGCACCUGCGUAGAACUUGAAUCUAAGUCUUCAGAUUUUCUGUCUUCCCCCUUCCUCCCAGCUCAGCAAGGAAAUGGUUGGGCACCCUGGGGUCUAGAAAAAACUGAAUAUGUGGUGGGUAAGGAUGGGACAGGAUUAAGAGGCUGGGGCUAACAUUUUUACGGGAUUUGGGUAUAGGGAUGGGUAUGAUGAAGUCCAUGAGGCAGACAAGAGACAGAGAGUGUUAGAACUCAAACCUCUUACGUGCACUUUAAAAACGGACUUCAGUGGUUACGCAGACCUGAUCACACGUCCACAUACACGUGAAACACAUACAUAACCUGCAGUCAUGAAGCUCAGUAGACACAUUUAAUCUGACACAAUCUCUGCCUUCCUUGAGAUCACAGCUCAGAGGAACUUAGUGGCCUCAAGGAAGUCCCAAUCCUGAGGGACCCCAGAAUAUUUCAAUGGUGUCCCAGUUCACCAAUCUUAGACCUGGGGUGGCGCAAACUCUAUCCCAGCCCCCGCUGUCUUCUGUCACAAGAAACCCCAAGAGAAGCAGAGAUGGCUGGACGCAGGUCAGUCAGGAGGCCAAGGACAGACCCUCGGAGGACUGUGGGCCCCCUCCCCCGAGCCCUGCUCUUCUCGUGGGGGAAGGAAGCAGACACAGUUCCACCACUCUGUGCCUGUGUGCCCCCACCUCCAGGAGAAGGAGGCCUGUUUCUCCAGCCGUGAUCUUGCCCAAGCGCUCUCUCGGCUUUAUAAAAGUAGCUGUGAGCCCUCCUCAGAGGGAUAAACAGCAGGUGGUAGGGAUGGUUGGCUUUUUUUUUUCCCCUCUUAGGGUAGGGUAAACAGAACCCCAACCUGUGCAGUUCUUUAUAAAAUGACUUCAAAGGCAA